Vombatus ursinus (common wombat) is the source of this 2003-nucleotide messenger RNA. It is a transcript of the gene FAM50A, whose product is annotated as family with sequence similarity 50 member A. The transcript is spliced from 13 exons. Lineage: Eukaryota; Metazoa; Chordata; Mammalia; Diprotodontia; Vombatidae. The record is from RefSeq and is a predicted model, not a curated record. Bases 93 to 1196 code for a protein of 367 amino acids. Gene Ontology annotation, biological process: chromatin organization. Gene Ontology annotation, cellular component: nucleus.
CGGUGUUAUCACAGACCUGUCGGCCGCAGGCGGUGGAGACCAGAUUUCCUCCUCAGCCCCUGUGGUUUAGGGUGCCGCCGUCUGCCACUGCCAUGGCUCGGUACAAGGGAGCCGCUAGUGAGGCGGGCCGCGCCAUGCAUCUCAUGAAGAAGCGGGAGAAGCAGCGGGCGCAAAUGGAGCAGAUGAAGCAGAGGAUCACUGAGGAGAACAUCACGAAGUCAAACAUUGACAAGAAAUUCUCAGCUCAUUAUGACGCAGUAGAGGCUGAGCUCAAGUCCAGCACUGUGGGUCUUGUAACCCUGAAUGACAUGAAGGCCAAGCAGGAAGCGCUGGUGAGGGAGCGGGAAAAGCAGCUGGCUAAAAAGGAACAGUCCAAAGAACUUCAGCUAAAGCUAGAGAAACUUCGAGAAAAGGAGCGCAAGAAGGAAGAGAAGCGGAAGAUCUCUAGCCUCUCCUUCACCUUGGAUGAGGAAGAGGAGCCUGAGGAAGAUAUGGAGGAGGAAGAUGUAGAACGGGAAGGCAAUGUAGACAUGAACAAGAACAAACAUGGUUCCUAUCUUCAGAGAGUUAACAGUCUAAAUGGAAAAGAGAUCCCAUCGAAGAAGAGAAAAUUAGGGAAAAACCCAGAUGUAGACACAAGCUUUCUUCCUGACCGUGACCGAGAGGAAGAAGAAAAUAGACUCCGAGAGGAACUUCGACAGGAAUGGGAGGCCAAGCAGGAGAAGAUCAAGAGUGAGGAAAUUGAAAUCACGUUUAGUUACUGGGAUGGCUCUGGGCACCGAAGGACCGUAAAGAUGAAGAAGGGGAACACGAUGCAACAGUUCCUGCAGAAGACCCUGGAGAUCCUGCGGAAAGACUUCAGUGAGCUGAGGUCUCUUGGGCCCUGGGCCAGAAAAAGGUCAGCAGGAGUGGAGCAGCUCAUGUACAUCAAGGAGGAUUUGAUUAUACCUCAUCAUCACAGCUUCUAUGACUUCAUCGUCACCAAAGCCAGAGGGAAGAGUGGCCCACUCUUUAACUUUGAUGUCCAUGAUGAUGUUCGGCUGCUCAGUGAUGCCACAAUAGAGAAGGAUGAGUCACAUGCAGGAAAGGUGGUGCUAAGGAGUUGGUAUGAAAAGAACAAGCAUAUUUUCCCAGCCAGCCGCUGGGAGCCCUAUGACCCAGAGAAAAAGUGGGACAAGUACACGGUGAGGGGCUAGAAGUUUCGAGCAAGGAUGGAAAGGUGGGGGGAGAUUUGUGCCUUCUGAGGGCAAGUGGGAGCUGCUAAGCAAUGCCCUGUCUCUUAGGCUGGCAUUGCCACCCUGAAGGGCAAUUUGGGGGCUUGGAGGAGGUAUUGGGCAAGACCCAGGUGGCAGCUACUAGGCACAAGACCCUUUCAACCCCAACCACAGCCAUUUCUAGCCCUCCUGGUGGCUUAUCCCAUCUCUGGACAUAUGCCUAUACAUUGCUCCCCACCCCCAGCCUACACUCAUCCUCCACAGCCCCAUAAGAAAACAAGGUGCAAUUUUGAGGUCUGAAUUAUAUUAAUGAUUUGUUUUUUCUCUUCCCCCACCCCAUUCUUUAACUUGCCUCAUUCUUUCUCUACCUGUCUGUUUCUCCCAUCCCUCUGUUUCACCACCCUCCUGCCUAAACCUAACAAAGAUCCGAUGAGCACCUGUAAGAGACAGCAUGUGAUCUUUUUCACCUCACCUCUCCUCCAUUCCUACCCACCCACUCUUUCUCAUUUGUUAAGCCUGACAGAGAAAAUUAGUAGCUGCCUCCAGACAUCCUUCCUUUCCCCCUCACUCCUUCCCUCCCCUCUUGUGGGGCUUCACCCUUCCCACUGGUUUUCUAGAUGUAUCUGGGUCCCCUAGGUCCACACAUCCAACUGGGAAUCAGAUUCUGGGACUGGCACAGACUGGGUGGGGCUGUGGCAGAAUUGGUCCCUGGAUUUCUACUUCCUAAUUUGACUGUUAUUUACAUGUUUCUUAUUUUAGAAUAAAUAAACUUUUGUGUGAGAACUGGAA